Molecule: messenger RNA, 1334 nt
Organism: Carassius auratus (goldfish)
Lineage: Eukaryota; Metazoa; Chordata; Actinopteri; Cypriniformes; Cyprinidae
Product: cell wall integrity and stress response component 4-like
Exons: 11
Coding region: 50-1327 (425 amino acids)
Biological process (GO): interleukin-15-mediated signaling pathway; positive regulation of ERK1 and ERK2 cascade; T cell activation
Cellular component (GO): membrane raft; external side of plasma membrane
Molecular function (GO): protein tyrosine kinase binding; MHC class II protein binding
Source: RefSeq, a predicted model, not a curated record
GAAAGAGUUGAGAGAAUAUAAUGAAGAGGAAGACUGACAGAAAGAGAAGAUGGCUGAUAAGUGUCACUUGUGUCUGCUGGGACUGAUCUUUCUCUCUUCACUUCUCACAGGUCUCAGUGGAGUGGAUGAUGCUCAUGUGUUCAUCAGUUCUGGUGAAGAUGUCCGUCUGCCCUGUAAUAAUGCUCUUCAUGACUGUAACUCAACUACAUGGAUCUAUAACAGAUUCAUUCAUUCAGGAACAGUUGAACUGUUUGCUGGAGGGAUAAAGACGACAGACACAGAGAGACAUAAGAGACGGAGUCUGGAGUCUGACUGCUCUCUGAACAUCAAGAGCGUCACAGAAGAAGAUUGUGGAUCUUACUUCUGCAGACAAUAUGUGAAUGAUCAACAACAAGGAACUGAUGCUCGUGUUUAUCUGCAUGUUCUUCAUGUCUCUUCAUCUGAGAUCAGUGCAGGUCGCUCUGUGACUCUCUUCUGUCAGUUGUAUUCAUCAUAUUCAUAUCCUCAAGUCUCUUGUGAUGCUUGGAUCCGUUCUGAACGAAUUGAUCUGUUCUGGGUGAGUCAGGCUGGUGUUAAACUGACAAACUCAGACUCCAGAUAUCAGAUAUCAUUCCCAUCAGAUCGCUGUAUCUUCACUCUGACUACAACAAUCCUGAAUGAAGAUCACAACAGAGAGUGGAGAUGUGAAGUUACUCAGAGAGAUCAACUCAAGACCUCAGUCUCAUACACUGUCAAGAUCUCAGCUCGAGCUGAUUCAGAAACAGCAGUGACUUCAGUCCACAUCACAACUACAACAACUACUUCUACACCAGCUCGAGCUGAUUCAGAAACAGCAGAGACUUCAGUCUACAUCACAACUACAUCAGCUACUUCUACACCAGACAAUCAGAAAUCAUUAAACACCCCAAACUCUGAGAGCACUGCAGCUGCACACACAUCUGGAUUUACUGAUCAACAGGUUGUAACUUCAACUACAGAAACAACACUGAAUCCAGACAUCGCACCAAUCUUUCAGAAUCAGGUGAUUGUGAUUGUGAUUGUUGUCGGUGUUUCGGUCGCUCUUCUUCUUCCUGCUCUGAUUCUUUGGCUGAUUCGUAAAAAAAGAGCCGAUGUCAGAAGAGAGACUGAUGACUCUGUGGAGCAGACAGAUGAUGUGACUUAUACUGAAGUUACUGUGUGCAGUAAAAACAGAGCCAAGAAGAACAAGGUUCGCUGUGAUGAUAAAGUGACUUACGCUUCCAUCAGAGGAACAAAAGCUGGAGCUCAGGAAAACUGCAGUCAACUUUAUGCCUCUGUGAACAAGAACCAUCACAAAUCAGACAAAUAAUUAUACA